UCUCUUUUUUCUUUCUCUAUUUCCCCUUAUCAAACCCUAACAAACAAUCCCAAAUCACCUUAUCACAACUAACAACAUAUAAAAUCCCCAAAUCGAAAAUCACAAACCCUAAUUACAAUGGAUUCCCAACCAAACAACUUAUUCGACACGGUGUCUCAACCGGACACCGGCGACGCUUAUACCUUUCUCGAAUUCAACACACAAGAUGACGAUAACUUCAAUUACACCGAUUUUCAAGAGCUUUCUCAACCAACCGCCGCCACGGCAGGCGUCGUCAGAUCGUCUCCGUCGUCAUCCGUUUGGCCUACGCCGUCCGAUUCUAUCUCCAUCGAUACCUCUGCCGUCGCUGGAGAUCACCGGUCUGAUAGUAACGCGUCUCCUGGCUCAGCCACUUCCGGAAAGGGCGGAGGUGGUGGUGGAAGAGGAAGUAAUAGUAAUCAGGCGGCGGCGGUGGAUGCGUUGGCCGCGGGAAUGAGUGGAUUGAAUUUUGAAGAGACGGCAGGUGGAGAUGAAGAAAGUUAUGAGUAUGGAAAAGGGGAAUUGAUGGAACAUGCUUGUAGGUAUUGUGGUGUGCAGAAUCCGGCUUGCGUUGUUCGGUGUAAUGUUCCUUCUUGUAGGAAAUGGUUUUGUAAUUCUAGAGGCAAUACCUCCGGUUCUCACAUUGUUAAUCAUCUCGUUAGAGCCAAACAUAAAGAAGUGUGUCUUCAUAAAGAUAGUCCUUUAGGUGAAACAAUUCUUGAAUGCUAUAACUGUGGAUGUCGAAAUGUUUUUCUUCUUGGAUUCAUUUCAGCAAAGACAGAGAGUGUGGUUGUUCUACUUUGCAGGGAACCUUGUCUCAAUGUGAAUGCACUGAAAGACAUGAAUUGGGACCUGAGUCAAUGGUGUCCGCUUAUUGAUGAUCGAUGCUUUUUGCAAUGGCUUGUUAAGGUUCCAUCUGAACAGGAACAGCUGCGGGCACGUCAUAUAAGUGCCCAACAGAUCAAUAAGGUGGAAGAACUCUGGAAGACAAAUCCUGAUGCGAGCUUGGAGGACCUAGAAAAGCCUGGUGUCGAUGAUGAGCCUCAACCUGUGGCCAUGAAGUAUGAAGAUGCCUAUCAGUAUCAAAAUGUUUUUGCACCACUCAUUAAGCUUGAAGCUGAUUAUGAUAAAAUGAUGAAAGAAUCUCAAAGCAAAGACAAUCUUACAAUACGAUGGGAUAUUGGUCUUAACAAGAAGCGUGUUGCAUAUUUUGUUUUUCCAAAGGAAGACAAUGAAUUGCGUCUUGUGCCUGGUGAUGAGUUACGGCUACGAUACUCUGGAGAUGCUGCACAUACAGCUUGGCAGUCAGUUGGACAUGUGAUAAAACUCACUGCCCAAGAGGAGGUGGCACUUGAGCUUCGUGCAAGUCAGGGAGUUCCGGUUGAUGUGAACCAUGGCUUUAGUGUGGACUUUGUAUGGAAGAGCACUAGUUUUGAUAGGAUGCAGGGUGCUAUGAAAACUUUCGCGGUGGAUGAAACAAGUGUCAGCGGGUACAUUUACCACAAUUUGUUGGGGCAUGAGGUUGAGUUUCAAAUGGUUCGUAAUGCAUUGCCUCGCCGUUUUGGCGCACCUGGUCUUCCUGAGCUUAAUGCAUCUCAAGUUUUUGCUGUAAAAAGUGUCCUUCAGAAACCAAUAAGUUUGAUCCAAGGGCCACCUGGUACUGGGAAAACAGUCACUUCCGCUGCAAUUGUUUACCACAUGGCUAAACAAGGUCAAGGACAGGUUUUGGUAUGUGCACCUAGCAAUGUCGCCGUAGACCAACUCGCGGAGAAGAUAAGUGCCACUGGCUUAAAGGUUGUAAGACUGUGUGCUAAAUCAAGGGAAGCUGUUAGCUCACCUGUUGAGCACUUAACACUUCAUUAUCAGGUUCGCCAUCUGGAUACAUCUGAAAAAAGCGAACUUCACAAGCUGCAGCAAUUGAAAGAUGAACAAGGAGAAUUAUCCAGUAGUGAUGAGAAGAAGUAUAAGGCACUGAAGCGGGCUACUGAACGUGAGAUAUCUCAAAGCGCUGAUGUCAUCUGUUGCACAUGUGUUGGUGCUGGAGAUCCUCGAUUGGCAAAUUUUAGAUUUCGUCAGGUGCUUAUUGAUGAAUCUACCCAAUCAACUGAGCCAGAGUGUCUUAUUCCUCUUGUUCUCGGGGCAAAGCAGGUGGUUCUUGUUGGUGACCAUUGUCAGCUUGGUCCUGUUAUUAUGUGCAAGAAAGCUGCCCGUGCUGGGUUAGCUCAAUCUUUAUUUGAGCGACUUGUGAUGCUUGGUGUCAAGCCAAUUAGAUUGCAGGUUCAAUAUCGAAUGCAUCCAUCGCUUUCAGAAUUUCCUUCUAAUAGUUUUUACGAGGGUACUCUCCAAAACGGAGUCACUAUCAAUGAAAGGCAAUCAACAGGAAUUGAUUUUCCCUGGCCCGUGCCAAAUCGCCCCAUGUUCUUUUAUGUUCAGAUGGGACAAGAAGAAAUUAGUGCCAGUGGAACAUCUUAUCUUAAUAGGACCGAGGCUGCACAUGUUGAAAAGAUAGUGACCGCUUUCCUAAGGAGUGGUGUAGUUCCAAGUCAGAUAGGGGUUAUAACUCCCUAUGAGGGGCAGCGUGCAUACAUUGUUAACUAUAUGUCGAGAAAUGGUGCACUUAGGCAGCAGCUUUAUAAGGAAAUUGAGGUUGCAAGUGUAGAUUCAUUUCAAGGGCGGGAAAAAGAUUACAUUAUUUUGUCAUGUGUGAGAAGUAAUGAACAUCAGGGUAUUGGAUUUCUUAAUGAUCCACGUAGGCUUAAUGUUGCACUUACCCGAGCUCGUUAUGGUAUUGUCAUUCUUGGAAAUCCAAAAGUUCUCAGUAAACAACCAUUGUGGAAUGGGUUACUAACACAUUAUAAGGAGCAUGAAUGUUUAGUGGAAGGUCCUUUAAACAACUUAAAGCAGAGUAUGGUGCAAUUUCAGAAGCCAAAGAAAAUAUAUAAUGACCGGAGGCUUUUCUUUGGUGGACCUGGUAUGGGGGCCAAUGAGAGCUUUGGAUCUGCUACUUCAGGAAAUCCUGGUGCUGAUGGCAGAAACAACCGUUCCAGGGGUCCAUACAUGCCACCUGGACCACCUAAUGGCACUCAUAAACCUGGUCUUCAUCCUGCUGCAUAUCCAAUGCCUCGCGUGCCUAUUCCACCAUAUCAUGGAGGUCCCCAGCCUUAUGCUAUUCCUACCCGUGGUGUACAUGGCCCCAUUGGUGGCAUUCCUCAUGUUCCGCAGCCCGGUAGUCGGGGUUUCACCGCUGGACGGGGAAAUCCUACUAGUGGUCCUAUUGGGAGCCAUCUCACACACCAGCAAGGCUCACAGCAGCCUAUUGGUGCACCCAUGGGAUCUAAUUUUAACUUCUCAGCACUUGAAAACCCAACUAGCCAGUCAUCGGUUGGUGGACCCGGUCCAUUAUCUCAACCUGGAUAUGUUAAUAAUAUGACGCAAGGACCAGGUCAAACGUUUCGUGAUGGUUUCUCGGUUGGUGGCAUGUCACAGGAUUUUUUGGGUGAUGAUUUUAAAAGUCAAGGGUCGCAUGUUCCAUAUAAUGUUGCUGAAUUUUCCACACAGGCUUCUCAAGGUGGGUAUACUGUUGACUAUGGUAAUCCAACAACCCAGGGAGGAUUCCCGGGAAGCUACUUGAACCAGAAUUCCCAAGCUGGGUAUUCUCGGUUUGGUACAGGAAAUGAUUUCAUGUCUCAGGACUACAUGGGUCACGGCUCUCAAGGCUUGUUUACACAGGUUGGGUUCAAUGAUCCAUCACAAGAUGAUGCUUCCCAAAGCCACUUCGGUGCCAAUUCUCUUCAGACACAGAAUAUGAUGAAUCCUCUAUACUCCCAACCAUUUGCACACUAUAACUCACAGCCCCCAAACAUGCAAGCUCCUCAACAGCAGCAACAACAGCAAACACAACCCCACUACAAUGGUUGAGAGGUGUGUGGAAUUAUUCCCAUGUUGUGAAAGGGUUAUAGUCAGUCCUUGCAUCCAGCCACUUGACUUUUGCCUCCACUAUGUUUGACCAAACUAUAUCUACCCCUAAAAUGAUUUAAAGUUUGACAAAUAACAAACCAUUUUGGAAGAUAAGAUAUUGGAGUAACUGGGAAUUGGUGUGGUGGCAAAUAAUGGGCUGAGGAAAAGACGGAUAAACCCCAAAAGAUUUGGUAAAAAGUCAACAGAGUUAAAGCGGAAAAGAGAUCACCUGUGUAUGACCUGGUUUGUUGCAUAAAGGGUGUGUUGAGGAAAACGAACUCGAUUGGUAAAACAGCACAUACAUAAAUAGAGAUGCAGAUGAAAUAUUGUGUACAGCCAUGCUUCGCGAAGUGGUAUCUUAUCUAACCCUUGUGUGAUAGGACCGGGACAUGUACAUGUGAUAAUUUAGUAAAAAACGGACGAUGAUGAUAGCUAUGUGAGAUCAUAUAGGUCGUGUUUCUUUAUUAUUAUUAUUAUUAUUAUUUUUUAUUUUUUGCGUUUCGGGAUUGCAAGUAGCAGCUACAUGAACAGUGUGCAUCUUCGAUAUAUUGUGAUCAUAUCCAUGGCCUUUUGCGUGUGAA
Molecule: messenger RNA, 4556 nt
Organism: Erigeron canadensis
Lineage: Eukaryota; Viridiplantae; Streptophyta; Magnoliopsida; Asterales; Asteraceae
Product: regulator of nonsense transcripts 1 homolog
Exons: 27
Coding region: 118-3936 (1272 amino acids)
Biological process (GO): nuclear-transcribed mRNA catabolic process, nonsense-mediated decay
Cellular component (GO): cytoplasm
Molecular function (GO): RNA helicase activity; DNA binding; RNA binding
Source: RefSeq, a predicted model, not a curated record